Molecule: messenger RNA, 1953 nt
Organism: Ipomoea nil (Japanese morning glory)
Lineage: Eukaryota; Viridiplantae; Streptophyta; Magnoliopsida; Solanales; Convolvulaceae
Product: probable glycosyltransferase At5g03795
Exons: 5
Coding region: 287-1849 (520 amino acids)
Molecular function (GO): glycosyltransferase activity
Source: RefSeq, a predicted model, not a curated record
GUACGCGGAGUGAUUAUUGAUGGCUAACUUUAAUGGCAAGGCAUUAAUAUACAAUGCAGAAAAAAUAUAUACCAUAUUUAUUUCAUGGAUCAAGUUUCCAUUUUUGCAUGAGAAAUCUCACCGGCCGUGACACAUCACACAAACGCUCUCCAUGCUUCAUUUACUAUACUUUGCUCUCUCCUCACUCUAUUCUCUCUUUCCCUACAAAGUUUCCUCGCAGAUUGAACAAAAAGAAGAGGAACAAAAGGAGAGGACAGAAAGCUAGAGAUAUAGAUCAGAAGAAAGGAUGUGGGAGUGGAGGAGAAGGGUGGCGGGGUGGCGGUCCGCGGCGGCGGAGGCUUCGUUCUCAUCUUUAAGGCAUUUGUGGUUUAUGAUGCCGUUGUUUCUGGUGGCGGGUUUGGUGGUUUUCUCUGGCCCUCGGAAUUCCUUUUUGCUCUUCGCUUCUCCCUUCCUACACGGCGGCGGCGGCGAUAGUGGAGGUGGGGUUUUCAAUGGCUCUUCAACUCCCCCGUCACAAGAAAUCUUCCGUCCAAACAAUUCGUCGGAAACAAACAAGACGCACGAGAAUCUUACAAGCAUCCCAAGACCUUUGUUACCAACCGAACAUGAAGAAACACAGAACGGAACAUCAUCGUCGUCUUCGAGUCCUACCGUGGAUGUCGGGACAACAUCAUCGUCAUCAUCGAGAAGGUACAGUAAGUUAGAGAUUCUGGAAGCUGGGCUUGCGCGAUCUCGAGCUUCAAUACUAAGAGGAAACCCAACAAAAGAUGAUUUCAUACCUAAUGGCCCUAUGUACUGGAACGCCUCGGCCUUUCACAGGAGUUAUUUGGAAAUGGAGAAAACAUUGAAGGUGUAUGUGUACCAGGAAGGGGAUCCCCCGGUGUUUCACUUUGGUCCAUGCAAGCAUACCUAUGCAAUCGAAGGCUAUUUCAUUCAGGCAAUGGAUGUGAGUCCCUUCAAAACCUCGGACCCAAACCAGGCUCAUCUCUUCUUCCUCCCCUUCAGUGUUACCAUGUUGACUGAAGUGAUUUAUGUUCCUGAAUCUCAUGACUGGUCUCUCAUGAAGAACACUGCCUUCGAUUAUGUUAACGUUGUUGCCCAUAAAUACCCCUUCUGGAAUCGGAGUCUUGGCGCCGAUCAUUUCAUGCUUGCUUGCCAUGACUGGGGGCCUGAAAUAUCAUUUGCGAUACCAAACCUACACAACAACUCCAUCCGGGCACUAUGCAACGCCAACACCUCCGAAAGAUUCGAUCCCAAGAGGGACGUCUCCAUCCCCGAAAUCCAUCUCCCACUGGGCACGACGGCAGGCCUCCUAGGCGGCCCAUCUCCCUCGAAGCGCACCGUGCUGGUCUUCUACUCCGGCGGCCUCCACGGCCCCAUCCGCCCAAUCCUCAUGAAACACUGGGAGAACAAAACCGACGAAGACGUCCAAAUCCACAGCUACCUCCCCGACGGCCUCUCCUACUACGGCAUGAUGCGCAAAAGCAAGUACUGCAUCUGCCCCAGCGGCUACGAAGUCGCCAGUCCUAGAAUGGUGGAGGCGCUCUACAUGGGCUGCGUCCCGGUGCUCAUAAAGGAGGGCUACGUUAUCCCCUUCAGCGACGUGCUGAACUGGAAGGCGUUUGCGGUGAUUAUUCCGGUGGGGGAUAUUCCGAACCUGAAGAAAAUCUUGACGGGGAUUUCGCAGAGGGAGUAUUUGAGGUUGCAGAUGAGGGGAGUGAAGAUGAGGAGGCAUUUCGAGAUUAACAAUCCUCCCAAACGUUAUGAUGUGUUCCACAUGAUUCUUCAUUCUAUAUGGCUUAGAAGACUCAAUAUUCGUGUUCGGGAUGAUGUUCAUCAUCUUUCUUGAUUUUGGUUUUACUGAUCGAUAGAUGCUUUUGUAGUAUUCUUAGGAUUUUAUUAAGAAAAUAUUAUGAAUUAGUAUGUAAAGGGCGGUAAUAUUUUAUAAUAAUU